Messenger RNA from Pleuronectes platessa (European plaice), 1686 nucleotides. Its product is annotated as beta-1,3-galactosyltransferase 5. Gene Ontology annotation, cellular component: membrane. The coding region runs from base 535 to 1527 and encodes 330 amino acids. The record is from RefSeq and is a predicted model, not a curated record. The transcript has 2 exons. Lineage: Eukaryota; Metazoa; Chordata; Actinopteri; Pleuronectiformes; Pleuronectidae. Gene Ontology annotation, molecular function: N-acetyl-beta-D-glucosaminide beta-(1,3)-galactosyltransferase activity.
CAGAGCCUGACUGAUUCAUUUGUUGGAUGAUGUAAAAUAGACGCAUCGGAAUCUAUUUUUACAGAUGUUAACAUUUUUACUUUACAGAAAAAAGUGGUUCCUAUGUUGACAUUUAUAGAAUUGUUAUUUAUAUGUGGUUUUAUUUUAGAUUUAUUUAUAGUUGAUGAUAAAGUUGAUGGUUAAUCUGUAGACUAUUAAGCCCUAAUCAUUGUCAAAUUAACAACACGACUAACACAAAUUUGAGGUGUAAAAUAAAGGAUGAGAUUAAAUACGUUGAUUAAUCUGCAGUAACUACUUGUGAUCACUGAUUUACAAUUACUUUCUCAAAGAUCAGAUAAUCCCAAUUCACCAAAUCAGUGUCUAGGAACUCUAGACUCGAAAGUCUGGAUUCCUGUGAAUGGGAAGGGCGUGCAGGCAGGGAGUCUAUUUGUGGGCUGGUGAGAAGCUUGAUGUUCUUCUCCUCUGGGUUUUACUGCAGAACAACAACACGUCGCAGCGCAGAGGUCUGUUGAAGUUUCAAAGAAGAACGGGAGGAUGCAGAUAAAACUAAAGUUUAUCUGCUUACUGGGAUUGGCGACCAUCAUCUUGAUCACUAUGAUCUUAAGAAAGACUCCAAGAAUAACACCAUCUUCAACACCAUCUUCAACACCAUCACCAUCAGGAGAACCACGAUGGGAGGAGCCUGGGCCGUAUCAUGUGGCCUAUCCACGAAACUACAAAUUCAUCAUGGACGACACACCGACGUGUAGGACCAGGUCUCCUUUCCUGCUCAUGAUGGUCUCAGUCUCUCCCAGUGAUGUGGCGGCUCGGGACGCCAUCCGAAAGACAUGGGGAAGUGAGACGGUGGUUCAGGGUCAGGUGGUGGGGACGCUCUUCUUAGUGGGCCGGCCUGGAGGAGCUGAUGCUGACCAGCAGCAAGAGAAACUCAGUCAGGAGAAUCAUCAGCACCACGACCUGAUCCAGAGCGACUUCCUGGACAGCUACCGCAACCUGACCAUCAAGACCAUGGUCAUGCUGGAGUGGCUGGCUGCUCACUGCACCAACGCCGCGUACGUCCUGAAGAUUGACUCGGUCAUGUUGGUCCAUGUCCCCAACUUGGUCAAACUGUUACUGGAUCCCGGCACGGCCGAACAAAACUACAUGACAGGUUUGGUGAGGUGGCACAGCCCAGUUAUGAGAGACCCAUCAAAUAAGUUCUACCUCCCGACAGACAUUAUUGCAGUGCCGGAGUACCCCCCCUUUCCUCUGGGCAGGGGCUACGUCAUGUCCCUGGACCUUCCCGGCAAGAUUCUGCAGGUCUCUACUCAGAUUAAACCGAUCUUCAUUGAAGACGCCUACCUGGGGAUGUGUCUGAAGCUCCUGGGCAUUUCCCCCACCGACCCCCCGGAAAACACCAUGUUCAUCGUGGACCCCGUGCAUCCUCUGAGCACCUGCACCCUCUCAAAGGUCAUCGCCGUGACCACCACCAGCAUCCCACAGAUGACAGGUUACUGGGAGACGAGCAGAGGACCAGACGCUGAAUGCUAACCUUCAGAUCUUGGUAGUUUAAACUGAAAGUAGUUUAUUGUGGGCGGUGGUGGGGCGACUUCAUCUCUUAUUGAGCCUGGGGGGGGGGGAUUUAUUCAGAAUUUGCAUUAAAAUGUUUUUGUAUGCAAGAAAAAUAAAUGUAAGGCUUUGAAACCACAA